Molecule: messenger RNA, 13265 nt
Organism: Hemibagrus wyckioides
Lineage: Eukaryota; Metazoa; Chordata; Actinopteri; Siluriformes; Bagridae
Gene: znf704
Product: zinc finger protein 704
Exons: 9
Coding region: 670-2100 (476 amino acids)
Biological process (GO): regulation of transcription by RNA polymerase II
Cellular component (GO): nucleus
Molecular function (GO): DNA-binding transcription factor activity; RNA polymerase II cis-regulatory region sequence-specific DNA binding
Source: RefSeq, a predicted model, not a curated record
GAGGGAAGAUGAUGCAGGGAGGAGAGGAGAGCGGAAAGACGCGGAGGCGUGUUCGCUGCUAGCCAAUAGGAGCGCAGAUCCCGGCGCGAGAGCGCACAUGUUUACAGCGCGCGCUCCGCCGGUAGAGGCUGCGGGCUCGGGGUAGGAAGACCGGCACGGAACGGAGUUGCACUCGAUUCAAUACGGAUUUAUUCGACAGGCAUCGAGGCUACUGCUUGGUGUGUUAGUGAAACGUUUUCAUUCGAAGGACCGCUCACGUUUUAUAUAUAAUCAGUCUCCGCUUUUGCGUUGCUGAGCCUCUGCGAGGUGUUCCGUCCGAGGCGCGCGCGCCGUGCCGUGUUUUGUGCGCGUCUCCGCGAGGAAAACAAACAGCCCGACAGAAAAAAAAAUAUCCUCGCCGGUCGGAUAACGAGAGAUCUGUGUGUGCGGCUUACACGUAGCGCGUUUAGGUUUAUCUAGACGAUCAGAUAUGCAUUUUUUUUGACAUCCUGAUUAACAGUGGAACGCGUGCGAGUCAACCUGAAAUGUCUGAAAAUGCAUCGUCGGGCUCGUUACGCAUUUGCAGAGCUCGCUCCAUUGCCGGUUUGUCAUUUUGAUUUCGACGUUUUUCGUUUGUAAAGCGCACGUUUGUUUUUUGUUGUUGUUGUUUUUCUCGUGAUCGAUCGAGUCAUGCACGCCCGGCGGUUGGUGAAGCGCUCACUGAUCGGCAGCCGCGUGUACGCGCCCGGCUCGGGAGCGGCGGCGGGGGAGGAGGGAGAGCGCGAGAACAGAGAUGCACCGGUACCGAGCGGACACACAGAGGAAGAAGCUGUCAAGGGAGCAAGGAAGCCGAUCUUGAAGAGUUUGUGUAAUGGUGGGCAGCGUGACAUGCCAGCACAGGGUCAGAACGGUGGCAUACAGAAAAGCGAAAACACAAACGGGGUGGAGGAGCCGCGGGCACCGGAGCACAGACGAGCAGGCCGGACGCUAGAAAUGGAGAAGGACAACCCGCGCUCUGUGUCGCUGCUCGAGCAGAAACGCAAGGUCGUCUCGUCCAGCAUCGACGUGCCACAUGCCAGGAAAUCAGAUGAGGAGGUAGACAUGGACAAAGUAACUGCAGCCAUGGUGCUAACUAGUCUGUCUACAAGUCCUCUAGUACGCAGUCCUCCAGUUAAAGUUAGCGACGGUCUGAAUGGAUCGUGGAAGGAUGGAGGCUUCACUCCAUCCAGUUACAGCAGCAGUGGUUUCUGGAGCUGGAGUGCUCCAAGUGACCAGUCCAACCCGUCCACUCCGUCUCCUCCGCUCUCAGCCGACAGUUUCAGACCGUUCCGUAUGUCCAGCCUCAGCGGACCGCAGGACGACACUCUGGACGAGCAGGACACUAGCAGUCUGCUGUUUGAUGAGCCCAUUCCCCGCAAACGCAAGAACUCCAUGAAGGUGAUGUUCAAGUGUCUGUGGAAGAACUGCGGCAAGGUGCUGAGUACUGCAGCGGGGAUCCAGAGACACAUCCGCACCGUACACCUCGGGCGGAACUGUGACUCGGAGUGCAGUGAUGGAGAAGAGGAUUUCUAUUACACUGAGAUUAAGCUGAAUACAGACUCGGUGGCUGACGGGCUGAGCAGUCUGUCCCCUGCGUCUCCGUCUGUUAUGUCUCCUCCACCUGCCACCGAACACAGACGAACUGAAACCUCCAGCAGCACCGGCGGAGUCAAGAGCGAGAGCAGCAGCUCCACCCCUCUCAGUCGCUCCGCCCCCAGUGCACUCUACCUGGUGCAUGCUGACCACGCCUACCAGGCCACAGCUCCAGUCUCCAUCCCAUCCACCAGCUCAGCUCGCUUCACCCCCUCCAGCAGCAGCAGCUUCAGCAUCUCCUGGCAGUCCCCACCCGUCACCUUCACUGGAGCCCCAGCCUCUCCCACUCACAGUCAGACACAGGGCUUCAGUGAGCAGCGCUCGCAGACCAUCCCAGUGCUCUCGUCUCUACCCCGAGCCUCUGGCUCCCUCAGCAGGAAGUCCCGAGGUGAGGGUAAGAAGUGCCGAAAGGUGUAUGGAAUGGAGAACCGAGACAUGUGGUGCACGGCCUGCCGCUGGAAGAAAGCCUGCCAGAGGUUUGUGGACUGAGCUGCCUAGGAAAAAGGGGCGGGGCUGCCUUUACUUGCAGCCUUCAACACCACAAUUCCCACAAUCCUCCACGUCCUGGCCUGGACCCAGGAUCUGAAACAAAACUCCUCAAACAUUCCCAGUGCACUUGCCAAAAUCUCAGAGGAAGGCGAGUAGCACUAUAUUGCAAAAAAAAAGAAAAAAAAAGCUUUUUUUGGAUACAUUUGGCAGUUUGUGUAAGUCAUGGAGGGACCAAAGAUCAUGGGUCCAAUCAUUGCCUGGGUUUUGUUAUCUAAAAAAAAACAAAAAAAAAACACUUAAGAGUGCUACAAAAUGGUGUACAGACUAAGAUCCUUGUUUUCCAUGAACACUUUUCCACUUCUGCUUUUCAGCAGGGAUAAACAUUAGCGCCAACUGCCAACCACACUUGAGACUGUCCACCCUCGCUCAGAGAGACUGCGUGGUGGUUGUGGUUGUGUGUGUUUGGGGAGGAGCGUGCCCCCUGGUGGAAAUAGAUCGAAAAAAUGAUGGAUAAGGAUAAGCCACUGCUUUUCUUCCGUAUAGUCACAAGCAAUUACACUCACUAGGGAGGGACAGGUUUUCUAUCUCUGUUUUAUAUGUGUGUCAUUUCUUUCAGGGAUGAUGCGUUCAGCGAAAGCAAAACCAGCAGCUAUGUUUAAAAGCAGCGAAGGUCUUUUUUUUCUUCGUUUUUUUUUUUUUUUUUUUUAGGAGACGUAUAUCUAUCUACCUGCAACCAAAAAAAUGGAUUCUUUGUGCCAUUUCUGUUUUUUUUUUUUUUUCUUUUUUGUACUCAGUUGUGCAUGACUGCUAUGUUAAUAAACACCCAGACAGCAGAUAACAGCCGUGUAAGCCACCGAGCCACACUCGCUCAGAUGAGCCUGCGUCCAAUGACCUCCUCCUCCCUCCUUCAUUAACGGACAGGUCAGCAGUCCCACCUGCAGAGCAACCGUCCAAACACUUAAAGAGACGCAGUUAAAAGAUUUCCCUCUGCACCCGUUUUUUCCUGACCUCACACCUUUUAAAUAGGAAGUAAUAAAAAGAAAGAGCACUUACUUUUCCAGUCGGCCCCCGGGAGCUCGCACAGUGGGUACGAGCUGGAAGCACUCGAGUGUGUUUUGUUUGUCGUCUGUCCUUGAGAAGAUUGUGUAACUGUGCUGCACAGUGAUCGCAUCAGGAUGGGAUUUUUCUCUGCGCUGCUCCAGGUGAUGAAGAUCAGUUGAAACUUUUCGGUAUUCUGUGUCCUGCUGGGGUUCAUCACAGGCGUGACUCCAGCAGUGAUGGACUUUUAUGCAAGAAGAAAACGGCUGCUGUUGUAAGUUCUCUGGCGCUGGUUCUGUCCCCAGAUUUCGAUGCAGUAUUGUAGAAACAAGUACAGCUCAACACCAGCACACACACACACACACACACACACAUAUAUAUAUAUAUAUACCACAGUCUCCUUCAACAGCCCAUUAUUCUUCUACCUGCAGGAUGUUUAUGUGUGUAGUUUUAAGCUAAAUAUUAAAACACUGAGAAUUGUUAAGCGUUUCACACAAACCGAGACGCUGUUUACACCUGGUCAUUUCAUGCUUUUAUGUGUUCCAGGAUCUGAAUCAGGAUUAUUUCCGUAAGGUGUAAAUGCAUGAAUAUAAAACAGAUUUAAAUCUGAUUUCUCAGGAGGUCUUAGACAGUGCUGUUGGAACAUUCAGUAAAAAAUUCAACAGAUUCUGUGAAGGCUAAAGCAAAAUUCCAGAAGUAAACGUUCCUGCAACGUUUCUUCUGCAGCAUCCCCAAAAAUCCAAAAUGUCUGUCAGCAUGCUACAAGUAAAAAAUGUUGCUGCAAUGUUUCUAAAAUCAUUUUCUAGAAUCUUCAGAAAACGUUCUGCUAAUGUGAAGUUAGCUAGAGAGAUACAUUUAAUCCAAGUGUAAAUAAGUCCAUAUCUCCAAGCCACAACCAAACCCUGACUCAAUACACUACACCAUAACACUCUCAGACCAUCAGUGCUGAAGCUUAGGGGUGUUGAUUUCAUUCUUUAUGAAACACAUCGUAAUAGACUGUAUAUAAUAGUAAGAGUAAAAAAACAAUACAGUAACAUGUUCUAUUUGUUACUGAUCUAAUACGAUUCAGAUUAAUUUAGGUCCAAUAUCCAAUAUGAUUUAGUUCUGUUACAUUUAGCAUGUAUUAAUUGGACCUCUCUCUCUCUCUCUCUCUCUCUCUCACUCUCACUUACACUUUGUCUCUCUCACACACACACACUCUCACUUACCCUCUCUCUCUCUCUCUCUCUCUCUCUCACUCUCUCUCUCACUCUCUCUCUCUCUCUCUCUCUCUCUCUCUCUCUCUCACUUACACUUUGUCUCUCUCUCUCACACACACACACUCUCACUUACCCUCUCUCUCUCUCUCUCUCUCUCUCUCUCUCACUCUUUCUCUCACUCUCUCUCAUUUACCCUUUGUCUCUCACUCUCUCUCUCCCUCAUACACACUCUCACUUACCCUUUGUCUCACUCUCUCUCUCUCUCUCUCUCUCUCUCUCUCUCUCACACACACACUCUCACUUUCUCUUUCUCUCUCUCAUACUCUUUUCCUUUACAAUUCGAACCCUAUCUCGGCUUGUAAAUCAGCUCAGCUGUAUCAUAUUCUGUUGAGUUGAAAUUCCAAUUUAAAAGGUUUUUUUCCCCUUCACACUCUUCCUGAAGCCGCUUUAAAAGAAGUAAGAAAUGAGAAAGAGCACAGGAAGCUGUUUAAUGAGCUGAAUAUACCUAUCUCACCUAAUACAAUGAUCCGACUUCAAACCAGCGAACCUUUCCGUUCCAAAUGUAAAAGAAUGUGUUUAAAAUCUUCUCAGGCUACAAAUCCCGAUUCAAGAAGCAGGAAAUGACCGGGUGUAAACGUGAAUGAAGAUGUGAAAAGUCUAACAGAAUGUUAAACAUUUUCUUUUACCCGAAUCCUUGUGCUCCAUUUUUUUUGUGAUGUUUUGACAGAGUACACAGUACUUUAAGGUUCAAGAAACUGCCAUUAUAUGUUAUGUGAAGUUUAUAGUCUAUUAAAGAAAAUGUAGAAACUCUACAAUUUACGUUCACACUCAAUUUUUAAAUGAAUUUUUUUUCGUUCCUUUUUUUGUGUAUAUAUUUCUGAAAUAUCAGAAUACAGAAACACUGUAUCAGCAUAUCCUCUUGAGCCUUGACGUAGUGCUAUGUUGAACUCACACACACUCUCACGCCGAGCGCCAGAGUCAUUACAACUGGUUAAGACUUCUAGGUAGAGCUGGGUGGUGAUUUAUUUUUGUUUUUGUUUUUUAUAAACAUGUUUAAUUGACAUUAUUUACAAAAAUGGUAUAUUUCCAUUUCUGCAUUGCAGCAGCAUUAUGAUGUUCAGCAUGUCAUAAUUGUCUAGGUCACCCUGCAAUACUGUAGUAUAUUCUCAAUGCUACACACUAUCCUCAUAGCAGUAUGAGGAUAAAAAGGCUUUGAUUUUGGUACUUCAAGCUGAAAACAAGCUUCUAAAGCAGAAUAAAACAACUUUGGCCUUAUUUUUUAUAGCAACCGAGUGAAAAAAAAACAGUAAUGCUUGCUAGUAUAUACCAAGAGUUUUCAAACUACGAAAAAAAAAUGGAGCUGCUUGUGCAGUUUAAUUGUAUAGAGCAUACAGUAAGUGUCAUAAGUGUCAUUGUCUUAAGUCUACUUACACUGAUCAGCCAUAACAUUAUGAGCAGUGACAGGAGAAGUGAAUAACACUGAUUAUCUCCUCAUCGUGGCACCUGUUUGUGGGUGGGAUAUAUUAGGCAGCAAGUCAACAUUUUGUCCUCAAAGUUGAUGUGUUAGAAGCAGGAAAAAUGGGCAAGGGUAAGGAUUUAAGCGAGUUUGAUAAAGGGCCAAACUGUGAUGGCUAGACGAACAGUGGUGAACCGGUGACAGGGUCAUGGGCAGCCAAGGCUCAUUGAUGCAUGUGGGGAGUGAAGGCUAGCCCGUGGGAUCCAAUCCAACCGACGAGCUACUGUUGAUCAAACUGCUGAAGAACUUAAUGCUGGUUCUGAUAGAAAGGUGUCAGAACACACAGUGCAGGACAGGUCAGGGCUGUUUUGGCAGCAAAAAGGGAGACCAACAUGAUUUUAGGCAGGCGGUCAUAAUGUCAUGUCUGGUUGGUGUAUGCUUGUAAACAAGUAUUACCAAGACAGAUUUUUUUCUCACCUCGUAUUGGGUCAAGAGGUUUUAAAAUAAAAAAAGGCACUCGUUUGACAAGCUGAACUUUUUCGACUUUGUAAACGCCGUAAUGAUGGAGAAAAAAAGCAAAGCAGAUGGCAACACUCUUUAAAAGUGGCCACCGCCUUACAUCUGCUCUUUACAAGGUUUUACAUGAAGCUGCUUUAUUAUGUUUAAUUCAUCUGCAGUUUUUAAAGCUCAAUAGGUUUCAUGUAACAUGGAAAUCAACACCAGGACAAAUUUGUCUUUGAGUUGUUUUUAUUAUUAUUUUUAUUUUAAUUGCCAUAUAAGGUAAUUAGGACGUUCGUCAUGUCUCCCCAGCUUUACUUAGAAGCUUCACACGUCUGUCAUUGUAUAUAGUUACAGAAAUGUGUAUAAGAAUGUGGUAGGGUUUAAGAAGAACAGCAUACUGAUAACUUAGGUCCAAAACUAAAUCCUAGACCCUACAGCUUGUCUAAACCCUUUACUGCUUCUGUUAUCUUAUUACUAUAAGUGUUACUGUGAGGGGCAGGCUGACUCGCUCUGUUGUUUACACACAAAAAAAACCCUUCAAAAAAAAUUUUUCCAUCAUGAUUACUAUGAAGUAAUGAGGUGCUUCUUUGUCCUAUGUAUAAAGACUAAUCCCUGGACAUUACAGUGCUUAUAAGUGAUAUCCUAACAUAAAAAAAUGCAGUAUGUUGUUCGUUUCGAGUCCCACAGGCUGGAUCACACUCGGUUUCUGGGUUUGUUAGGGGUGCUUAUUUUCCUACACACAGUUCCUAUUACAUUGUAGAGCAGUCGAGUAAAAUCCCGAAGCCGCAUCACUGCUCUUAUCCUCUUUACUUCCUGUUGUUCUGUACUAUACUCCUAUUUCAUAUCCUGUAGAUACAGUAUUCAUAUAUAGCUGCACAUGCCAGACUAGCAGUCCACACACACACACACAGCUCCUGUUGUAAAGUAUAAAACCUGUAUUGUCUAAACAGCAGAUGAACUUCUUGUCACAAUCAUCAUGCUUUCCCUUUUACAGUAUAAAACAGUAUAAUAUCCUAGAUAUAACCAGUCACAAUAUGACUGUUUAUUUAUUUAUCCUGACUGUGUGACUACAUUGCUGUAUGUAUGUAAAUUUUAACACACAUUUCGAAUCGUGUCAUCGUAAAUAUAUAUAUAUUGCCUUCAGAAAUGCUCCACGCUUAGAGGAGAAAGUGUGUGAGUGCAGAUCAUUUGGUUUCAUGUACCGCAAGAGACGCUGGUAAAAGCUUGGCUGUGAGGAAACUGAAGGUUUUUUAGAUCACAAGGAACAUUUGUCAUGCUGCGUUCACACAUACUGCGACAAAACAGACAGAGGACUAUUUAUUAUCGAAGAGAGCUGCUGACUUUUUGCGACAUGGGCAAUGUGGGCGUGUCCCGUGACACAACAGUUGAGAAAAGUGCAACCUUGUUUGCAGCGACGCCCAAAGCAAGUGAAGACGUUAGAGUCACGUGAUCCGUGACGUCCGUUCUUCAUCUCGUACGAUACAAUGCAUAUAUACACUGCUAAAUUUUAUACAUAAACAGUAAAUCUCCCUCCAGAAUUUUAAUUUUUACAGAAAGUGAUUGCUGGUUGCUCCGCCCACUUCUAAACAUUAUCACUAUGGCAACCUACUGACAUCUUUAUAGUACAGUGACUGAAGACUUGCAGCGAUAAAAUCACUGUAUGUGUGAACGUUGCGUUACUCUUUAAAUUAGGGAUACCGCUUUUUUCUUUUUUCAGUACUUUUCAAUAUCAGUACUAAAUACAUAGCUUACAUACAGCAGCAUUUAAGCAAUCAGGGCCUAACUGAACAUUUUUAGCUCUGUUUAUACAGGUUGCUUUGUGUAUUUUGCUAGAAAUUAGCUCCUUGCGCCGGGUUUUAAGUUCAAGAUGCUUCAGCUUUUAAACGUCGUCUCAUAUUAGAGUAUAAGGACAGUCGAGACCUGCAGGCGGCUCGAGUAUCAGCGAGUGUGGUGACAUAAAAUGGAUCAGGAAUUGCAGUCUCAGUGCUCACGGAAUUGAAGUGCUCUUUGUGAGCGCUUGCUUCACCGCUCCACUUUUACAAAUACCUUUGUUAAUCCAGCGCCCUCUGUUAAACAAUGAGCAGCGCUGUAUCAGACCGAUAGCAGUAUCUGUAUCGAUGUAUCCCUUCUUUAAACGAGUGUGUGUGUUAAGAUUACAGAUGAGCGCAUUUGAGCGUAAAGGUUUGGGUUAGAAAUGAAGACCGAGCCGUGAGCCAUGCGUUUGAAAUGAGCUGCAUCGUAUUGGCUUUGUGAAAUACAGCGAUUUGUCUUGGUUGUUUUGAGUCAUAGCUGUGAUGGUAGUGCCUUUAAAAAAAGGCAGAAUAGGACUUGUGAUACGAGUUCUGCAAUGCAUUCAACCAACAAAGCGGCCUCCAGGUCCCUUCGAGGACGCUCAGUGUUAGCGGGUCUGAGUGUUUCGUUGCUGCGCUGUGGAGCAGACGUGAGGCUCUGCUUUCAGGAAUGUAGUGUUUAGGGACACACUGGAGCCUGAAUGUGCCUUGGUGAGGUGAAGUGGGGUGUGUGUGUGUGUGUGUGUAUGUAUGUAUGUGGGGGGACAAAUAUAUAUAUAGAAAGCAAAAGGAAUGUAUCUGGUGUCAGUUUAUCUGAGUUCUCCGUUUUUUGUACCAAUUAAAAAACACAGUGGCUGUUGGAGCCCUCUUCGCUUUUCUUUCGUUUUCUAGUGGAAGUGUUUUGCUAACAGGUGUCUUUUUUCCUUCCUGACUGUAUUUUGUAAUCGACUUUCAACUGCAGUACUGUAGAACUUUUGUCCUUGUUGGGUUUUUAAUAUCUGGUUUCCAAAACAUGGACAGUUCAGUUGGAUUGUUAUGUCUACGUUUUGGGAACCCAAGAGCCUUUUAUUCCUAUACAAUGCUACAUCAGUGAGAUCAUUCAUUGUAGUCAGAAACACAAGCCUUACAGGAAAUGGUAUAGCCAUGCACACGUUAUAUUGUUCUAUGUAGAUUGACGCCAUUUGGAGGAAUUUUUUUCAACAAAUGGCAACCCCAUUAAAUCUAAAAAACUUACUUGUGGACCAUAAGUCGAUGCAUUUGUUUGAAUUAAACCAAAAAAGCACUUAUUUGGGAUAAAUUGUCCACAGGGGGUUAAUGAUAUUUAACGAUCUAUGAUGUAUUGCUGAAAUUGACCCCCCCUCCCCAAAAUGCUAACGGCGCAUGCAAACUGUAGGCUCGGUGCUCUGUAAUGAAUUAUGUCACUGCUCUUGUUAAUCAAUGACCAUGUUAACCUCAAGAACUCAAAGACUGUCGCACUGGAUUUUUACACUUUUUAAACCUAUACUCUGACUGUAUUUUUAAUACUGCAUGUGCAUGCUUAAAGAAAAGAAAAGAAAAAGAAGAAGACCGAAAUACGAUCUGAAUUUUUAAAUGUGUAUACUGUGUACUUUUGUCUCUAAAAUCCAGAGGGCAGGCAGGCUGCAGUGCAUUAUGGGAUAAUUGUAAGGAAUCCUGAACAAUGUGGCGAGAACGGAUUUUCAAUUCUCAGCCUGAUAUUUCUUGUGGCUUCUAGGUCAUAGUUUCAUAGUUUCAUCUAAUUGUGCGCCGGACUCUUGGACGCAGCGUGGAAAGUGAGUGCGCUGAAUUUAGGGUUAGAGAGCUCUGAUUGGCUGACGUACCACAUACUUCAUGUGCCACAUUCUGCAGGUCUGGGAAGAACGCCAGAAUUCCCUGAGAUAUUUUUUACGCCUGCUCUAUAUUUAGCAGGCGACACAAAUUGGGGGAUUUUAUGGCACAUGGAGGCAGAGGGGAAUGUGGCAAUAAACAAAUAGUCUGGCUGCCAUGAAAGCCUGCAGAUGCCACUGAUAAAAGAUGAGAGUGGAGAGAAAGUACAUCAGCGUUCUUCAAUCCUCUCGAUCAAACACAAGACCACACCAUCCACUUUAAUUGCAACUGCCUGCUCUUGCUCAGUAGCCAGUCCAAAGUGUGCUUUCUUUUUUAUAUUUCGUUCCUGCUGUCUCUUUUCGAGAAAGUAUAUGGACUCAGUGGACUGGAGAGGUUCAUAUAAAGUGCACACAGGGGUAUACUGAGUAUAUACGACAAACGCAGAUGAAUUAAGGAUGUUUUGUCAUUACUACAUGCCAGGUAAAGUGAAGGCAAUAGAAUUUUAAAGCCAUAGAAGAUGGACAACGAAUUAAAUACCGACUUCCCAAACCGUGAAUCUGUCAGUCGCAGAGUGGAUCUCAUCCCACAGAUAGGAUACAGUUACAUAAUCAUGCUUUGUUUAUGUCAUUUAUUGCUGAGGGUUUAUUAUUGGCAUCAUUGGACACCAUAUGUGUGGGUCAUUACUGCAAGAAAGAUUCUUUUAGCCUACAAUUCUCCAGCACUGUCAACUCGAUACAGUCGUUCAGUGGUUAGGAAAUUGAAGCUUAAAAUUGUAUUGCAGGUCUCACUCAGGGUCUGAUAAAUGCAGGCUGUCCAAUUCGGAGGAAAACCUCAUGAGAAAUUCACGCAUUGUUGUAUAAAUACAAUCCAAACACCCAUUGAACUUAACUAUUCUAUGAAAUAUUACAACACUAACUCAAAAAUCUUUCACAGUCGUUUAAUAUUUCAGAUGAUUUCACAUUUGGGUAACAGACCUGAUUUCCCGGCUGAAAGAAAUGAUUUGGAAGAAACUCUUCAAGACUUUUCAUUUCCAAUUUCUCGUAGUCUCUACGUCUAAUCUACACCUUUUCAUUUAUUUUUAUGGUUUUUAUUUUUUUUUAAAUAGUUUUUUUUUAUUCUUACCAAUUGUUUAUUAACAUUAAUUGGAUCUUUAUCACUAUCAUUAGUUUUUUUUUUAUUGCUUUUUAUUAUUAUUAUCUGAUUUUUUUAACUACCUUUUUUGAUGGUUGGAGCAUUUAUACUGUGAUACAACAGAAAAAGCCUAGACGCUUCCUCUCUCCUUUCUCUUGAUUCCUCUGAGCGUUUUCAGAGAUUGACACGUCCUUAAAGAUGGCAAGCUUUGAUCGACUCAAUCGCCAUGCCAUGGAGUGAAGGAUGUAGGAUCAAGAAAUGUAAAAAAAAAAUAAAUAAAUAAAUAUUAAAGCAGGAGUUUUCAAAAAAAUCUACCUGUAAAAUACCUUCCCCUAAAGCUCCCUCAGAUUUAUUUUCUGAAUAUACUGCAACUAGUCACAUAUUAGACUCCAUAUUGAACUGUGUACAAUAUUCUCCCUGUUUAUUGGAGCCAAAAAGAACAAUUUCAGAACUUUCCACUGACCAAACAAGAUCAAGUUAACAUUAUUUAUAAGCUGACUUGUUUCUAUAUUUUGAGGUUUGGAUUAAAGCCAUUUUAUUUAAAAUGACAAGUUAAAUAACUGUGAGAAAUCAAUAUCAGAUAUAAUAUAAUAGCUUUCAUAAUAAAAUCAUAUUAUGUAUAUUAUCCUGGACCCUAGGAUGUCCCCAGAUCCCAGUUUAGGAACUGCUGAAUUGGAGUUUUUGGGUUGCACCCUAUAAUUCCCCUCACUCUUAACAUGUUUUGGCAAUAUCUGACAAUUACACUAAGCUGAAAGAGUGCUAUAGGAUUUUUUUAUUUUUUUUAAAUGCUGCAUCGCCAGGCAAAGUUAACCACAGGAAUGCUUUAUCAACGUGCAGAGUCACAAUAGGACCUUUUAAAGCUUCAGAUUAGUCCACUGUGAACGCAUUUAAAGUCUAAAAGUCAAGCUCAACUCAAGCUGGCUAUUUUAAGCAAUGUCUGCCAUAUAAAGAGCCUUAGCUUUACCAUAGCUGUUCAAUUAUAGUACAUAUUAUGCAUUCUGGAAUAAUAAUAAUAAUAAUAAUGUCAUUUUUCUAGUUAAAUACUGUCAGGAAGUGAGAGCAGCUGGGGAAAUCUUGUUUCUCUUGAGAUCAGUGUGCCACAGUCUUCUAAUAACUCUUCAUAUGCAUACAUGUCAUAUGGGUUACAGGUCGACAUUCACGCGCAUGCUGCCGGGAUCCCUGAGGAAUCUUACAGAAAGCUCGUCUCAUUUCCUUGGAUGUAAUUUUCUCUCAACUCCGCCGUCUCUCAGCUUUCAUAACGAGCAGACGAGAGUGUGUAAGGUUCAGAGGUUUUUAAUUGAUGACAAUAAUUGCUACUAAAACUAGCAGCAACACAUGUUUACCGUAAACCAAAACGUUUCCUGCUGUGCUGUUUAUCUUAAUCCCGACAAAUUCCUCGCCGCACUAUGUAACUUUUCCCCCUUUCUAUCCUACGCAAUUAUGCAAUGUCGUGUUUUCAGCGCACACAGCCUCAUGGCUACACCUAAACCGAUAAUACUUAUUAAGUUCGUGUUAUUAUGCAACUCAAACCGCAGAGGUACGGUGGAUUAAGUGAUGAAAGAGUUGACAGUGUCAGAGAUGCUUAUUUCGUGAUCCGGGAUGAUUACGGUUACCGCAAUAUCUUUUGCAAAUGAAAGCACUUGCUAUUAUGUGUACAAUGUCUCAGUGUUUAUUGUGUUGCAGCGGUUCCCAAACUGAGCCGAGGAUCCCCCGGGCUUAUACAGGGCACAGACAAAUGACAGGGCUUAUACACCAUGAAGAGAAAUCAGUGUUGAAAUCUUUAAGACGAAAUUUAAAGAACGAUUUUCCAUCAUUGGUUUCUAAAACUAUCCUGUCCUGUAGUUGACCUCUAUUGUUAAUUCUCUUACUUCUUGUCUUUCUUUAGCUCUCUUAAAAAAAAAAAGGGGGUCCUUGGUGUUAAAUGUUUGGGAAGCCCUGUCUUAUUGCACCUUUUUUUUCCUCUCUUCUGGUCCUCUUAAAAGAGGACACUUACAGACUGUUAUCUUCUCACUCACGGGCUGUGCUGGGUAUUUUCUGUUUUUAUUUGAAGCCGUGUGUACAUAGAGACUGCCAUUGUAAAUUGUGCUACAGUGACAAUGUCCUGGUGCUCGUCAGUGCCGCUGUUGAUGUUUCCUUUGGUGUAAGUAUGACGUUUUCAGAGACGCUCUGAUUUAUUGGUCACAAAAUAAUAAAGAAAAAGACUUUUUUUGGCAGCUGUUUACUACA